AUGACGGAUGUCAAUGGAGGAAGUAUGGUCAGUAGAUUGCAAAAGGAAAUCCAUGCCCACGAGGUUUCUAUCGCUGCACUGUGGCACCGGGCUGCACUGAUUCUACGUAAUUCAUUCCAGGUGCAAAGAUGUGCAGAAGAUAUGACGAUAUUAAUCACGACCUAUGAAGGAAACCACAAUCACCCUCUCCCAGUCUCGGCCACUGCCAUGGCCUCCGCCAACUCAGCAGCAGCAUGCAUGCUGCUCUCAGGAUCAUCUUCCACUGCCCAACUUGCAAUCACGUUAACAGAUCAGGCCUAUAAAUUGACUACCAACCUCAUGACUUCAAGUGCUUAUCCCCCUGGUUUGAACUUUGGCAUCUCAGAUAUAUCAAGACAAGGACCGCCCUGCCUCCCAAACUAUAUACUCUCAUCAAUUACCACCAACCCAACUGUCACACUAGACCUAACUGCAACGCAUUCUAGAGUAAACCAGUUCAGUUUGGUCUCUUCAAACUUUGCCACAAGGCCAAGACACUCACCACCAUCAAUCUUUAGCUUCUCUUCUCCAAAAUCUAACACCGUAGCAACGCCAGCUUGGAGCAGUGGGUACCAUAGUUAUGGGUCUCAACAAUCUAAGGAAGGUUCCAUUUCGUCAUCAAACCAUAGUAGACUAUCUCAAGAAUCUUUCUACCAGCACUACUUGCAGAAGACCACCAACCCAAAGGAUCCUGGCGACCAGCAUAAGUUGACUGAUGCAAUUGCAAAGACCACAACAGAAGAUCCUAGAUUCCAGUUUGCGCUGACAGCUAGUGUUCCAUCAUAUGUUGGAGCUAAUGAAGCUGAAUGUUUGGGUUUCCAAAAUAGGGGGAUCAUGAUCCACAACAGUUCGACUCUGAUCCAUACUUUACAACUAUGGGGAGAGGAAAUAGUUAUUCCCAGAGCUACUUAG
Zingiber officinale is the source of this 930-nucleotide messenger RNA. Its product is annotated as WRKY transcription factor 72B-like. The record is from RefSeq and is a predicted model, not a curated record. Gene Ontology annotation, molecular function: DNA-binding transcription factor activity; sequence-specific DNA binding. The coding region runs from base 1 to 930 and encodes 309 amino acids. NCBI's taxonomy places the organism in Eukaryota, Viridiplantae, Streptophyta, Magnoliopsida, Zingiberales, Zingiberaceae. The transcript is spliced from 2 exons. Gene Ontology annotation, biological process: regulation of DNA-templated transcription.